Messenger RNA from Aureococcus anophagefferens, 390 nucleotides. RefSeq lists its product as hypothetical. The record is from RefSeq and is a predicted model, not a curated record. The transcript has a single exon. Lineage: Eukaryota; Pelagophyceae; Pelagomonadales; Pelagomonadaceae. The coding region runs from base 1 to 390 and encodes 129 amino acids.
AUGCGGGUGUUAUGCGGGUGUUAUGCGGGUGGUAUGCGGGUCGUAUGCGGGUGGUAUGCGCCUGCUAUGCGGGUGGUAUGCGGGUGGUAUGCUGGUCGUAUGCGGGUGGUAUGCGGGUUGUAUGCGGGUGGUAUGCGCCUGCUAUGCUGGUCGUAUGCGGCUGCUAUGCUGGUGGUAUGCGGCUGCUAUGCGGCGACCUCCGGCGGUCGUCGCCUGGGGUCGUCGACAGCGGUCGUCGGGCUGCUAUGCUGGUGGUAUGCGCCUGACAAAAUGAGCGGCGGCGUUGCAGUUUGCCCUGGGGACUUUCAUUUUGCUAUUUCGAGGAAGCUUGAAGGGGCGGCGUUGCAGUUUGCCUUAAGGACUUCAUUUUGCUAUUUCGAGGAAGCUUGA